Messenger RNA from Cutaneotrichosporon cavernicola, 1008 nucleotides. RefSeq lists its product as uncharacterized. Lineage: Eukaryota; Fungi; Basidiomycota; Tremellomycetes; Trichosporonales; Trichosporonaceae. The transcript has 11 exons. Gene Ontology annotation, molecular function: metal ion binding; mRNA binding. Bases 1 to 1008 code for a protein of 335 amino acids. The record is from RefSeq and is a predicted model, not a curated record. Gene Ontology annotation, cellular component: cytosol. Gene Ontology annotation, biological process: cytoplasmic translation.
AUGCCGCCUAAGAAGAACGCCAACAAGGGCGACGACAAGACCUUCGGUCUUAAGAACAAGAACAAGUCGUCCAAGGUGCAGAAGUAUGUGGAGCAGGUGAACAGGCAGCAGGCCGAGGGCGGCAAGAGCAAGGCAGACAUGGCCAAGGCCAAGCAGGCCGAGGACCGAAAGAUGGCCAAGGAUGCGGCUGAGCAGCGGAAGAAGGCGGAAGCGCAGUUGAUGGGCGCCUCCAUUCAGCCGCAGAAGGUGCCAUUUGGAACGGACCCGAAGACUAUCCUGUGCGCGUACUUCAAGGCAGGCAUCUGCCAGAAGGGCUCGAAGUGCAAGUUCUCGCACGACCCGAACGUCGGGCGCAAGGCCGAGAAGAUGAACCUGUACGAGGAUGCGCGUGAAGCCGACGAGAAGACGGCCGAUACCAUGGACAACUGGGAUGAAGCCAAGCUCAGCGAGGUCGUCGCCCAGAAUGGGAGGAAGCAGAAGACUACGACUGACAUCGUGUGCAAGCAUUUCCUGCAGGCCAUCGAAGACAAGAAGUAUGGAUGGUUCUGGAUCUGUCCCAACGGCGGCGACACGUGCAUGUACCGCCAUGCGCUUCCGCCAGGGUUCGUCCUCAAGAAGGACAAGAAGGACGACGAGAAGGACACCAUCUCGCUGGAGGACUUUAUCGAGGUCGAGCGCCACAAGUUGAAGCCUCCCCUCACGCCCGUCACGCCCGAGACGUUCGCUGCGUGGAAGAAGAACCGCUUGGCAAAGAAGGAGGCCGAGGAGGAGGCGGUCAGCAAGGCCAAGAUCCAACAGCGUGCGGCCGGCAAGUUGACAGGCAUGACGGGCAAGGACCUGUUCGACUUUGGCGGCGAGAUAUUCGAGGACGAGGACGAGGAUGCCCAAGAGGAGGAGUGGGACAUUUCGCGGAUGCUUGCGCGUUAUCGGGACGAGGCAGAGAAUGGAGACGGCGAGGACGUCGACGGGGUCACAGAGGGUGUGGGCAAGGUCACUGUCAAGGAGUAG